AGUAGCAAGCAGUAGCGGGCGACAGAUCUGGCAAAAGAGAACUAGUGGUAAAGGGAGCUGAUGGAGGGGUGGCGGAAGGGGUAGAGGGCAGGGGACGGCCGGUAGACAGAGGUGUGGCUCGGAGGUCCCGGGUGGUUUUUCGCACUUCCGCUCUUGUGUUGGUCCCACAACCCCUGGCUACGCGAGGCUAGGGUUUAUUAGACAGUCAGUUGUGGGGUUCAGAGGAUCAGCAAUCAAUCCUCCGAAUCCAGAGAUUCAGUGCCUUGUCAGUAUCCAUACUCAGGGGGUUGGUAGGUUCGGUAUUUGGGAUGCCAAAGGAGUCUAUCUUUUGAUUCAAGGUUCAUCAGCCAGAGGUUUAGGUUGUAUUGCCAUCAUGCUCAAAGCUGUGAUCCUGAUUGGAGGCCCUCAAAAGGGGACUCGCUUCAGGCCUUUGUCUUUUGAGGUGCCCAAACCCCUAUUCCCUGUGGCGGGGGUCCCUAUGAUCCAGCACCACAUUGAAGCUUGCGCCCAGGUCCCUGGGAUGCAGGAGAUUCUGCUCAUUGGCUUCUACCAACCUGAUGAGCCUCUUACCCGGUUCCUGGAAGCUGCCCAGCAGGAGUUUCACCUUCCCAUCAGGUACUUGCAGGAAUUUGCCCCUCUGGGCACAGGUGGUGGUCUCUACCAUUUCCGGGACCAGAUUCUGGCUGGAGGCCCCGAGGCCUUCUUCGUGCUCAACGCUGACGUCUGCUCCGACUUCCCCUUGAGCGCUAUGUUGGAUGCCCACAGACACCAGCCUCACCCUUUCUUGCUCCUUGGCACCACGGCUAACAGGACACAAUCCCUCAACUAUGGCUGCAUUGUAGAGAAUCCACAGACGCAUGAGGUCCUGCACUAUGUGGAGAAACCCAGCACGUUUGUCAGUGACAUCAUCAACUGCGGCAUCUACCUCUUUUCCCCAGAAGCCCUGAAGCCCCUCGGGGAUGUCUUCCAGCGUAAUCAGCAGGAUGGGCAACUGGAGGACUGUUCAGGCUUGUGGCCCGGGGCAGGUACCAUCCGCCUGGAGCAGGAUGUGUUCUCAGCCCUGGCUGGGCAGGGCCAGAUCUACGUGCACCUCACUGAUGGUAUCUGGAGCCAGAUCAAAUCUGCAGGCUCAGCCCUUUACGCCUCCCGCCUCUAUCUGAGCCAGUACCAGAUCACUCACCCAGAACGCCUGGCCAAGCACACUCCAGGGGGUCCACGAAUUCGAGGAAACGUUUAUAUCCACCCAACAGCUAAGGUGGCCCCAUCUGCUGUGCUGGGCCCAAACGUCUCCAUCGGGGAAGGGGUGACUGUGGGCGAGGGUGUGAGGCUCCGAGAGAGCAUUGUCCUCCAUGGAGCCACACUGCAGGAACACACGUGUGUGCUACACAGCAUUGUGGGCUGGGGGAGCACUGUGGGUCGCUGGGCCCGCGUGGAGGGUACCCCCAACGAUCCCAAUCCCAAUGACCCCCGAGCCCACAUGGACAGUGAGAGCCUCUUCAAAGAUGGGAAGCUGCUGCCCGCCAUCACCAUCCUAGGCUGCCGCGUCCGGAUCCCUGCCGAGGUGCUCAUCCUGAACUCGAUUGUUCUGCCACACAAGGAGCUGAGCCGCAGCUUCACCAACCAGAUCAUCCUCUGAGUGGGGCUGCCAGAGGGCCCCCCCAACUCCUAUCUGCUCCCCUGAGGCUGCAGCCUGCUCAGCCAGCCUCUGUCCAGGAGGGACUGGAGGAAACCAGGCAGGCGCUCCACACUCAAGGCGGGCAACGUGGGUGGCCGGGGGACUCCUGGCCUCCGUCUCCACUCCCUAAUAAACCCGGGUGAACCUUGGAGCCA
Molecule: messenger RNA, 1830 nt
Organism: Camelus dromedarius (Arabian camel)
Lineage: Eukaryota; Metazoa; Chordata; Mammalia; Artiodactyla; Camelidae
Gene: GMPPA
Product: GDP-mannose pyrophosphorylase A
Exons: 13
Coding region: 374-1636 (420 amino acids)
Biological process (GO): biosynthetic process
Cellular component (GO): cytoplasm
Molecular function (GO): transferase activity
Source: RefSeq, a predicted model, not a curated record